This is a messenger RNA of Camellia sinensis, 1140 nucleotides long. RefSeq names its product F-box protein FBW2. Lineage: Eukaryota; Viridiplantae; Streptophyta; Magnoliopsida; Ericales; Theaceae. Gene Ontology annotation, molecular function: protein binding. The record is from RefSeq and is a predicted model, not a curated record.
CAAAUGGUCUGUCUGGCUUCGUUUCAUAUCUAGAGAGAUGGGAAGUAACAAGAAGAAGGUGGGAUGUGGAGGUGGAGAGGAGGGGAGAUGGGAGGGGCUUAACCCAGAGGUGCUGGCUCAGAUAUUCGUGAGGAUAGAGGCGGAGGAGAGGGUGAACACGGUGGGUCUGGUGUGCAGGUCCUGGUUGGAGGCUGUGGCUGGCCCCUACUGCUGGACCGACAUCGACAUCGAGCAGUGGUGCCGCAGGUCUAACCGCCCCCCUCACCUCGUCGACUCCGCUGUCAGGAAGCUCGUCCGUCGCAGCAAAUGCACCUUCACCCGCCUCUCUGCUUACAAGCUCAGCGACUCUGCCUUCUCCUUCAUCGCCAACUGCGCGAGAUAUCUCAAGGUCCUGCAAAUUCCUAUGAGCGAGGUCACUGAUAAGAUGGUUGAGAAGCAUGCAGGGUCACUUGUGAAUAUCACUGUCUUGGACAUUAGCUAUUGUUUGAAGAUCACAUGCAAAGGCCUUACAUAUUUUGGAAAGAAUUGCAAGUCCCUCAUUCACUUGAAACGGAACAUGCCCCCACCAGAAUGGGAAAAUCCCACACAAGUGGUGACUUUUAAGAUUGAUGAUUCCGAGGCAAUGAUCAUAGCUGAUACGAUGACAGGCCUCCGUCAUCUUCAACUUGGUUUUGGGCGUUUUGGUGACCAUGGGCUUGAUUCUAUCCUUACCAAGUGCAAGGAACUUACCCAUCUUGACAUUCAAGGUUGUUGGAAUGUGGAGAUGGAGGGUGAACUUGAAGACAAGUGUAAGCGACUUGCAGUGUUCAAGAGCCCCUGGCUUGAUGAUUAUGAGGAUGAAGGCUCUUCAGAAACUGAUGGCAGUGGAGCCGAUACUAGUGAUCAAUCAUCUUCCUCAGACUCGGAUUAGUUUUUGGUCCUUUCAUGUUCUAGUUUUUUACUUUUCACACCGUAAAUGCAUGCAUGAUGAGAUUGUGUAUAUGGGUAUACAGUGCAUAUAGUAUAGGAAUCUUAGUCACUUCUUUCUGAUGAGAUACAUCUUGAGGUUUGCUAAAGAAACUAUAAGAAUUGGUGGAUAUAAUUAUGUCAUUAUAGGAAGAUGGAGCUGGGAACUGGUUAUCUAAAGUUAGCCUUUUUAUA